AUAAACUCAAACUGUUAUUGUUUCUGAAAGUAAAUGCUCCGGCUCAAUGUAGGUGGCAAGGAAUUUGUCACUUCUAAAGCGACUCUAACAAAGUUCGAUGGAUACUUCAAGAAUUUGCCUGAAAUUCAGGAAAUGAACCCGACAUCAGUUGCUCCGGGAAGCCAGAUUUUACGGAUUGGUGAAAUUAGUGAGAGAUUGUGAGCAAGCAAUUGCAAGAUUGGAUGUAGGCUCAGGCAGGCCAAGUGAGAGAUGGGAUCCGUUGCCAGACAUUAUUUGCAACAGUAGAUCUAUUUCAAAUAAUGUUGCUCCAGCCGUCGUGGAGUCUGAAAUAAAGACUCCAAACAACGAGAAUGACCUACCAAUACUGCCGGAGUACAAUGCUAACCAAAACGUUAUCAAAAAUAGCGAGAAAAUGAUGUUGGAACUCAAAAUCGAAAGCUUCCCUACACGCCCAAAAGAUGCCACCGUCACAAGUUACGGUAUUUAUGUAAAAGAGGUGUUCUCCGAAAUCCUAGCUGCAGCCUGGGAAACAAUCUCGAAUUGGGACCCUAAAACAGCAGGCGAGACACUUCAAUUUGCACACCGAGGCAUCAGAGGGACCCUAUCGUUUUUGACUGAUUCUAAAAGACUUUGUGGCGUGGCAGCUUCAUCGUUUGCCGAAUUGCGUAAAUUAUGGACGUGGGUGUCCAGAGUCUUCGUUCCUGUUUGAAUAUAAUACAAACUUCUUUUAAAAAUUGAAACCUCUAUUUCUCCAUUUCUUCCCUAAUCUCACCCCAAUCAACCUUUUCCCCUGCUUUACUCAUUCCUAUUGGAAAAUAUCUUUUUCACUGCCCCUCUUCCUACAACGAUUUCUACUCAUUUGAAAGUUCAAGUUAUAUGUGUUUGCCUUAAAGGUAGUGUUGUCAAAUUUUUUAUUGCUUUUUUUUAUUGUCUGAAAACGUCAAAUUUCAAAAUGAAACGCCUUGAAAACUUC
This is a messenger RNA of Caenorhabditis elegans, 973 nucleotides long. RefSeq names its product WGS project CBMG000000000 data, contig CS5907- (gene F22E5.13). The record is from RefSeq and is marked reviewed. Lineage: Eukaryota; Metazoa; Nematoda; Chromadorea; Rhabditida; Rhabditidae.